AUGACACCCGCCGUUCUCGAGCCUUCCAUCUACCGCACUGUCAUAGAUGAAGUCAUUAUGGCCAUUAAGCCGGAGUUCGACGAGUAUGGCGUCUCUGAGGACGUCCUUGCCGAAUUGCAACGUAAAUGGGAGAACAAAGUAAUUGCUUCGCAUGUGGCGGAGUUCGAGCCCCAGAGUCAGCCUCAGACACAUCACCCUGCGUACCCGCCGCAUCCGGCGGCAAUGCAGAUGAUGGCACAUGCAUAUCCGCCUCCGACAGCGUACCAGUCACCGCAAGUUAAGGCAGAGCCUGUUGAGAAUCGAUACAUGCUCAGCCCACCAGGAAUGCAACCGUUUGCUAUGCCUCCUUUACCGGGCCCUCAGCUUAAUGGCUUUAAGCCUACAUACCCUGGGGGACAGCAAGGUGUCCUUUCGUUUGCGUCCCAGCCUGCACCAGUCGCUCGUCAGACUACUGCCCCAGCUCAACGUGCCUACGUACCACCUGCGGCUAGCUCUAGUGCUUCACCGCAGACUCAGGCAGCGCAGUCUCAGUCUCCCCGGCCACCUUCUCAGCGGAUUCCUCAGACCGACGGUCCUUCAUCCUCAGAUUCAGAGGAGGACUCGCCACCACCGAGUCAGGCAUACGCUCCGCGCACGUCGCACCCUUCGUUACCCCAGCCUUCGCAGGCAUCUACGCAGCCCGAUGAUGCGGAAGCCAUUAACAGUGACCUUGAUGACUCUGAUACGGAAGGCGAAGAGGAAGCGGAGGAAGGAACCCAGGGGGAGACUGAUAUUGUGUUUUGCACUUAUGACAAGGUGGCACGUGUGAAGAACAAGUGGAAGUGUACCCUGAAAGACGGUAUGAUUCACGUCAAUGGUAAAGAUUACUUGUUUGCCAAAUGUACAGGUGAAUUUGAAUGGUAA
This is a messenger RNA of Coniophora puteana RWD-64-598 SS2, 903 nucleotides long. RefSeq names its product transcription factor IIA alpha beta subunit. Gene Ontology annotation, biological process: transcription by RNA polymerase II; transcription initiation at RNA polymerase II promoter. Gene Ontology annotation, cellular component: transcription factor TFIIA complex. NCBI's taxonomy places the organism in Eukaryota, Fungi, Basidiomycota, Agaricomycetes, Boletales, Coniophoraceae. The record is from RefSeq and is a predicted model, not a curated record. The coding region runs from base 1 to 903 and encodes 300 amino acids. The transcript is spliced from 4 exons.